Paramormyrops kingsleyae is the source of this 3641-nucleotide messenger RNA. NCBI's taxonomy places the organism in Eukaryota, Metazoa, Chordata, Actinopteri, Osteoglossiformes, Mormyridae. The record is from RefSeq and is a predicted model, not a curated record.
UACAUAAUGUUGAAGAUCCUAACUCAUCUUCUACCACCAACGGCAUCUGGGAGAAAUGCGGCAGGAGGUAGAUGCUCUGUGAAUUAGGUUGUCUCUUACUUGGUGGAGUUUGUGCCGACUAAUACCAACCUAGCAACUCUGAGGAGUGGAUCCACUGAAACACUGAAAUCAGUUCAGCCGCAGCUAGUUUGCAUUGGACCACUAAGACAAGGAGCUCAGUAUGUAAUUGUGGCAAAAAAUGACUGUGUUGUUGUUCCACUAGAUAUUGAAAACCUGUCUUGUGCUGUGGACAAACUGUUCAAAUUUUACUGGAUGUGUAACCUUAAGUAUCCCUGUCAACUAGCAUCAGUUUUUUCUUUUUUUGAGUAUGUUUAUGACCUGCCUUUGUCUGCAAACUCUAGUAGGCGAUCAAAAGUUAUGGAGUUAAUUGCCAAAAUACAAUCUCUGGCCUAAAUUAGUAAAAGCAUGUAUACAUGUCCCCAGUGUUCCCAAAAGGUUUCUUUGGAAAUCAGAAAGUUGAUAUGGCAUUUGCGUGAAGUCCAUGCACUUUCAGAUAGUCAAAAUCUAAAUAUUACCUGUAGUCAAGAUGGUUGUCCCAGGACUUACCACAGUUUUAAUUCAUUUUCAAAACACCUUAGCAGAGCUCACACUGUAAUUAAACCAUGUUCAUCAAAAGAAUCAGCACAGUCUGUAGGCCUUCAUUUGUCUAGUCAUAUUGAAGAAUUUAACUUGGGAGAUGAGGUUCAAACAACAGAAACAUCUCAAAAAUCUCCCAAGAAUUUGAGCUUAAUGGAUUGUGCUGCCAGUUUUGCUGCUCGUAUGUAUGCUUCUGCUAAUGUAACUUUUACAGAUGUACAAAGAAGUAUAACAUGUACAAAAGAAGUUCUGGAUAAAGCAUUAGACAAUUUACAAGAAAAAACUAAUGCAUUGUUGAGCAGCUUAGCAGUUCCCCUGGAUAAUAGUGAAGUUCAAGGUCUAAUGAAAGAUUUUGACAACACCAGAAAUAUGUUUAACGAAAUUGAUACUCCAUUUAAAUUAACAAAGUACUUUUCUGAAAAUUUUUUAUUUGAGAAGCCCACAGAAGUGUUUCUUGGCCAUAGAGCUGAUACUUUUAGAAAAAGUGGAGAAAUAAGACAGGUGUUGGUAGCAGACACUUUUCAAUAUAUCUCAGUAAUUAACACCAUCAAGUUUCUGUUUAGUUGUGACAAAAUGCAGAGUAUUUAUAUGCAGUCCUCUGUGAGACCUGGUAAACUGCAGGAUUAUUGCGAUGGCACUCACUAUGCUAGACACCCACUUUAUCAGAAGUACCCUGAUGCAUUACAGCUUCAACUCUACUACGAUGAUUUCGAAACAACAAACCCUCUAGGAUCAAAAACAAAAAUUCACAAAAUGGGGGCAGUUUAUUUUGCAAUUAGAAAUCUGUCACCAGAGUUUAACUCAUUACUUUCUAACCUUCAUUUGUGUGUUCUGUUUAAUUCUGUUGACAGAGACACAUAUGGUUUCGAGAGAAUUAUGGAACCAUUAAUAGUAGACAUUAAGAAACUUGAGUGUAGUGGUGUUCAGGUUGAAAUGAAUAAGGAAAGUCACAUAAUUUAUGGAACUGUACUGUAUGCCUGUUAACAGCAGAUAACCUUGCUUGUCACUCACUUUGUGGAUAUGUUGAGAGUUUUUCUGCCAACAAGUUUUGUCAGUUUUGUUUGAUAGACAAAGCAAGUUCACAAUAUAUUUUUGACGAAAAUCAGAUUGAGAGACGAACCAGAGAGAAUUACAUGCAUCACGUAAAAAUCAAUGUUCCAAGUGCAACGGGUGUUAAGCAAAACUCAUGCUUAAACCAUCUUAAGUAUUUUCAUGUCACUGAGAAUAUAUGUGUGGAUAUAAUGCAUGAUGUGUUAGAAGGGGUUGCACCAUUUGAGGUCAGACUAAUGCUUCAACAUUUCAUAUACGAGGAGAACCUUCUUUCAUUAGAACAUCUAAAUGAAAGAAUAGCUGGAUUUGGAUAUGGUUAUGGGGACGAUAAGAAUAAACCUUCUGUUAUUCUUAAUCUGAAGACAUCAGAAAAGGCAAUUAAGCAAACUGCAUCACAAAUGUGGUGUUUACUACGUGUGCUGCCUUUUUUGUUGGGGGAUUUAGUUGAUUCAGACAGUCCACACUGGCAAUUAUUCCUUCUCUUAAGAAAAAUUUGUGAUAUAAUUUUUGCCCCUGUUGUAACAAAGGCACUUGCAGUUUUUCUUAAGCAACUUGUUAUAGAUCAUCAUACACUAUUCAAGAAUAUAUACCCUAACAGAAAUCUAAUUCCCAAGCAUCACUUUAUGGUGCAUUACCCAAGUAUGAUGACUUUAUUUGGCCCACUUUCCAAAUUGUGGUGCAUGAGAUUUGAGGCCAAGCACCACCCUUUGAAGCAGCAGGCACACACGGUAUGUAACUUCAAAAACAUCUCAAAAUCUUUGGCUCAUAAAUAUCAGAUUCAACAAAUGUACCAGUGGAAACUAAGCUCAGAGCAGACCUGUGAAAUGACUGUACCCAAUUCAUUUGCUGUAAUUAUUGGUUCUUUGUUCAAGGGUGAGAAGUUGCUAGAUCAACUGAAAUCUGACCAUUUUUUGACAACUUUGUCUAUAAACAGUUCAGUUCAUGUGACCAACUCUGUUAUCUUGUUUGGCACUACAUAUAGAAAAGGGUGUAUCCUUCCAUUAAACAUGGACAAAAACGGAGAACCUUUAUUUGGAGAAGUCAUACACAUAUUUCCUCAACAUGAAAGAGGUUAUUCCUUAAUGUUUCUGAGACUUUUAAAAGUGAAAUAUUUUGAUGAGCAUCUCUUUUCUUACAAAGUUGAGACAACUGAAGUAUUUAAUAUGGCCAAGGUUCCAGGUGACAUAGAGUAUUGUAAACCUUUAGAUAUCAUUUCAUUCCAUGAUGAGAAAUAUGUCUCUCCAAGGUACAAAAUUAUCUUUUAAAACAGUGGUUUUACCAGACUGCAUGGAUUUCUCAGUCAGUUUGAAGAGGGUUAUGGUAUGAAUGUCAAAUUUGAACUUGCAUUAAUUUUUAGCGUAACUGGUUUAAUAGUUUUACAAGUUGUAGUGUUUUGGAAAUGUUUUUAAGAAUUUGUAUUCAUUACGGGUUCUGAUUAAAUGUAUGAAUUUCAGUGUGUUAAGAAUUGUAUUGUUUAAAAAAUAAUUAAUUUUGGAUGUGUAUUUUAAAGCAGUGGUUUUACUGGGCUGCAUGAAUUUUUGAGUGAGUAUAAAGAGGUUUAUGGUAUGGAUGUGUCACAUUUUCAAUUGCAUGAAUGUUAGGAACCAGGAACCAGGCGUAGAGGGAUUGAUUCGUUACUUUAUUUUAUUCUACCUGCACCAUAAAAGCAGAAUGGGGACUGCACACAUGCGCAGUCAACUGCAGUUUCUCCCGCUCCCGCAACAGCACCCACCGUGCCUCUGAAGAGCCGCAGAGGCCUGCUUACCGCAUGGAAAUAAAAUUCACGUAUAUACUUAAACAAAAAGAAAACUGUAUAAUACAUAUUAUGCUCAUUGUGAAAAUAGAAACUAAUAAGCCCUGCAUGAUAGCUAUACGCUUUUAACUUAUAAAGUAUAAGGUAUUACUGUGAAUUUGCAACAGUUAGCACCUUUACAUAGAAACCGCCCGAACUUCGA